GUAUUGGACAUGGCCUUUGCUAUGGACCAAGUUUUUCAAACCUCCCUCAAUAUUUCAAGAAACGCUUUUCAUUGGCAAGUGGAAUCACUCACACUGGAACACCUGCUGGGGUAAUGAUAUACUCUAUACUUUACAAGGGUCUUCUUGAUUAUUAUGGUUGGAGAGGAACUUACAUUAUGAUAUCGGCUCUGAAUUCUAACAUCUUAGUAUGUGCUGCUUUACUGAGACCAAGGGACAGUUGCAACAAAAAGAACAGCAUGAAGACAUAUAAAACAUUACCAGCUACCAAAACAUUUUGCCAAAGACAGUUACAGUCAUUUGGAUGCAAUCUGCUUUGUGAAAAUAAACUAUUCUGUCUGAACACCAUAGGUGUGUUUUUGGGGAACUUUGCAUACAUAAAUGGUUUAUUGAUGUUUGUACCAUGUGCGAUUGAUAAAGGUUUGCCAUUUGUAGAAGCCGCACUUUUAGGAACAAUCGUUGGAAUAUGUGCACUAAUUUCUAGAUGUAUACAUGGAGCUGUUGCGUAUUUACGACUUAUUGAUGACAGAUACAUAGCCGCUUCCAUGUUGGUCAUUAGAGGAGUGUCGUUUAUGAUUGUACCGUUAUCAGGCUCUUUUGGAAUGUUAGCUGUUUUGGCUGUUAUAAUAGGAAUUAGUAUAGGCAUUUAUUCCACAGCGCUUUAUGUCUUUCUUGAGCAACUUGUAGGAGCUGAGAACUAUGCAGGAGGAGUUGGAGUAUCAGUGUUUGCAUUUGGUGCUGCAGCAAUGAUGGCACCAAGUACAGGAGGUGCAUUGUUUGACAGUACUGGUAACUAUGAUGCGCUUUUCUACUUCAAUGGAGCAAUAGCAAUUAUAAGUGGAACUAUACAUUUAAUUGUUGCCUUGUUACUUAGACAGAAAGAAAUUAAAAGACCGGGUGUUGAUGAGGAUGAAUCACAUGAAGUUUACUACUUAUAA
Saccoglossus kowalevskii is the source of this 956-nucleotide messenger RNA. RefSeq names its product monocarboxylate transporter 12-like. NCBI's taxonomy places the organism in Eukaryota, Metazoa, Hemichordata, Enteropneusta, Harrimaniidae. Gene Ontology annotation, biological process: transmembrane transport. The record is from RefSeq and is a predicted model, not a curated record. Gene Ontology annotation, molecular function: transmembrane transporter activity.